AUGGACGCGGGAACCGCUGCUUUCAGCAAGAAGGAAAAUAGCAGAGCUCAGGUUAGAAGUCAAUUACUCAACAAUGACAUCGGGAACAUAAACGUGGCUCACGAGAGACCUACUGGGGCGAACUCGCCUUCGCAACCAUUUCCGGGGAACUUCCCAUCCAACUUCCCAUCCAACAAUGCGACUUAUUACCAGCAACAGCCAGCAACAGGCCAACCCUCUUUUCAGCAAGAAAGAGCUUCUUACGUCGCAUACCCAGCUCGAGACCCCCGCGCUUCUUCGCUCACUUCCCAGUCUACUACCAGCAAGAGAUCGCUGCAGUCUCAUGGAAUUUCAAAUCUAUUCAAGCUGCGUUCCGGACGCUCCAAGCACAUAGAGAACGAUGAUGACGAAGAGACGUUGAUGACAGACGCAGAUAAUUCAAUUUUGACCUUUAACGACAUCUCAUCUAUGCGCAAUAAUGGUGGCCACAAGUAUGGAAUGGGUGGCGGAAUGGACGAUACGUCCCCCAUAAUCCCUACUUUGAUAACUAGAGGCCACGACAAUAUGAACAACAUUGAGUACAGGAAGCAUCUUGCUGCUCAAAAGAAAAUGACAGUGAACUCCCUUGUGAACCAAAAAAGGGCAAAUGAACUGGGGCCUAGUGGUGACCCCCGAGCUAUGUCUUUGCAAUACUCCCAUAGUCCAUACGUUGCUCAACAACAACAUCCCAUGAUGAACGGAAAUCAAAUACCACCAUACGGGCGUGCCAACUCCAUGAUGUCGGGGCCACCUCCACAGCUCCGGCAAUGGAACCCUAAAAUGAAUGGCCCACAUCCUCCUCCUGGUAAUGGACCUAGAGCAAUGUCUCUAACUAGUGGUGCGAGGAGAAGGCCUAUGAUGCCCCCGCCGGGCGGAUAUCGACCGCAAUCUGGAGCUAUUCCACCAGCUGGCCAGGGUCCACCAGGUGCUACAAACUUCUAUGGUCCUACAGGCCCCACGGGCCCCGCGGGAUCUGCAAGUCGCACAAGCUUUCAAGGUCCUACAGGUGCAUAUGGCCCUGCUAGGUCGAGUGUUCAAGGUCCGUCAUUUUCUCGAGGCUCCCCAUAUGUGCAGGCCUAUCCUGGACAUCAAAACUCCACCGUAGCUGGCCCGCAAUACAUGCCUCAGCAUGUUCAAAGACCAAACUCCCCGCUACAGUCUCAUGACGAGACUAACGAUAAUGAACAUACGAAAAGCGCAUCGCAUCUGAUGAAAGAAAGCGAGACACCUCUUUCAUCGUCCUCAGCUAUGAGCAUCAACAGUUUGACGUCUUAUCGGGCCCCAAGUCAAACUCCUGAGAGCCAAUCUGCGGAAGACUCUGGUAAUAUAAUCACAAUGAAUGAAGGGCAAUCAGAAUCCAAACAGCAUUUGCAAAAGGAGGGGACUACCAAUUUAGGUAAGUUGAACAUUAUCAAACUUUCGGAUCCCAAGCAAAAGGAGCUCAGAGACAAAGAGUUACAAGUGACUCAGAAAGAAAAGGAAACGCAAACUAAAGAGCCAGAAGCUCAGUACCAGGAGGCCAGUAAGAGUGAUCACCUUAAUGCUUUACACUCUGUUUCGAAAGAGUUUUCACCGAAAUUUCAUUCCUCUAAUUCCAGGCUGAAUAACGAGCAGAAGGAUGAAAAUGACGCUACAACGGGGCAGAGACGUUCUCAAGUGCAAUCUAUGGCGACUUUUGAAUCAUUAAUAAGUAAUGACUCCCCAGUAAAGAGAAAAAAUAACCAAUCUACACUGUACAAGCUUGAGAAUUCUACUGAUGGUAAUGAAUACUUUACUGCUUCUGAAUUAGUGGAUGAUGUUGCUGGAAGGUCGGACAAUGUAUCAGAAGUUACAAUCACACACAAGGCGGCGCAUGUGUCUACGAAAGAGACCAGUACGUCAGAAAAGCAGAGUGCGACACCACCAGAAUUGGAAAGAAAGGAUAGCGGACUUGGGAAGGCUCGGAACUUUUUGAGAAAGCUGUCAUCGAAAAACAAUAAAAUUGACAAAUCGAGUACACAAACCGGUCAGUCCAGUGCCGGUCAGUCCAGCGCCAGUCAAUCUGUGAAAAAGAAUCCCAGCUCUGACAGUAUAUCUGUAAUAGAGAGAACAAAUGGAUCCGAAGGGAAGCAAUUCGGGACCAUGAAGUCGGAAAACAUCAAGAGAAAAUCGUUUCAUUCCUUGUUUUCAAAUUCUUCCGGUGGUACAAAUGCUGGCGAGCGUGUAAAAUCAUACUCCUCACUGGCCAAUAUCAAUGAGAAGAACGUCGAUGAGAAGCCUCUAGUAAACCAGGGUCCAAUAUUCACUGUGGAUGGCGAGGAAUCGUUUAAUGAAGAUACUCUAAAUGAUAGCGACUUUGAUCUACCAGGGGCUUCUACAUCUAAAGAACCCGCUCUACAGCAAUCUCAUCCGAUGAAAGCAGGAGGCGACCCCGCCCAAACUGUCUACCGCCAAGACGAGGGCGAUGAGUUCAAUUUCGAUAAUACUAUCACAAAACCUUACAAGCCGCUGUACGCUUCUCAAGAUGAGCUAGAACCAGAGCUGGACUCGCAAGUUCCGCAAAAGUUCAAGACUAUUUCCAUAUCUAACACUCAGAUGAGUUUGCUUAGUGAACAGAACACGUUAAUGAGCGAAAUCGAUCUUCUGUCAAAAGAGCUUGCCGAGUCAAUAGGACGCGAAGCUCGCCUUGAACAACAUGCUAACGGGGAAAACCGCAAUAAUCAGGACAGUCAACUGCUGUCCAUUGUGGACUUCGAGAUUGAGCUACGAAAGAAGUCUUCUAAGAUUGUUGAGCUCAUUCAGCAGUUGAAUGAUGAACGGCUCAGACGUUACAUUGCCGAGGAACAAAUAAUGCUACAGGAAAAUGGUGUGAAGCCUAGCGUGGUGGACCUAGUCCACAAAAUACACGUUUUGCAUCAGGAACUGGCGAAUAAGGAAGAACAAAUCUCAUCCUUGACCGCAGAGUCAAAAGAUUAG
Messenger RNA from Lachancea nothofagi CBS 11611, 2973 nucleotides. The record is from the annotation of a GenBank genome assembly. Lineage: Eukaryota; Fungi; Ascomycota; Saccharomycetes; Saccharomycetales; Saccharomycetaceae.